Molecule: messenger RNA, 846 nt
Organism: Cylicocyclus nassatus
Lineage: Eukaryota; Metazoa; Nematoda; Chromadorea; Rhabditida; Strongylidae
Source: the annotation of a GenBank genome assembly
AUGUCGUGCAUUGCUUGUAUUGCAGUACUUUCUCUACUACCUACCAUCACCUAUGCGCAUACAAUAUGUUCCAAAAGCGAUAAAAUGAAGGAUCAUCAGGUGGCCAAAUUUUUAGACAUGCACAACUAUAGAAGGGCAAUGUUAGCAAAAGGAGAGGUCGUAAAGGGCAAUGGAAACUAUAUGCCACAGGGUGCUAACAUUCGAAAGCUGACAUACGAUUGCGACUUAGAAGAACGCGCUAUUGAUCGGGCAAUAGGUUGUUUCAAAACGAAAAUUGCCCUUGGUUCCGGCGUUGGCGAAAAUACUGCACAAGUCGCUUUAUCAUCCGCCCCUGAUAAACUGACAGCCAUCCACAAUGGUGUAACAUCAUGGUGGAAGCAAUCCAGAACUGGACCAAACAUUGGCAAUAAAGUUUAUUACAGGACUAUACACACUCCUUCUGCCGAAUUUGUUAGGAUGGCCUGGGCUACAACAUCUAAGAUUGGGUGUGCCGUACACAAAUGCAGUAGUUUCUACGCUGUUGUAUGUCGAUAUGCUCCAAGCGAUGUGCAAUUUGAGGAGCAAAUUUACAAACCAGGAAAGCCUUGCAGCUCUUGCCCAGAUUCAUGCGUAGAUGGAGUGCUAUCGGCUAUAUUAGCCGUCUCUAACGAACGCACGUCUCUGCUGAAUGCAGAGAUCAUUUAUCAUCGUGAACCAAUCUGCUGCACAAGGUUCCUUUCUUAUAACUCCAGCUGUUGUCCAAAACAGGGCAGUGAAAUUAUAUGCCUUCUUUGGAACCGAUCCUCACGCAGCUCUGUGAUACACCGAUUGGGCCCGGAAUUGCAGUUUGGUAACACCAAGUCCUAA